Messenger RNA from Ipomoea nil (Japanese morning glory), 1718 nucleotides. Its product is annotated as pre-mRNA-splicing factor CWC25 homolog. The record is from RefSeq and is a predicted model, not a curated record. The coding region runs from base 164 to 1501 and encodes 445 amino acids. Lineage: Eukaryota; Viridiplantae; Streptophyta; Magnoliopsida; Solanales; Convolvulaceae. The transcript has 4 exons. Gene Ontology annotation, cellular component: U2-type spliceosomal complex. Gene Ontology annotation, biological process: mRNA splicing, via spliceosome.
AUAUAUCAUCAUUCUGCAAAUCGGACGCAGACCAGAAGAGUCUCUCAUACACAGACAGAUAACGAAAGGGAUAGAGGCGGAGACACGAGGCCACCGCCGCGGAUACUCACUGCUCCGACUUCUACCGUCCAAUUAAGGGAAGACUAGAUCGAAAACCCCUCCGAUGGCGUUGAAAUUUCUGAACAAGAAGGGAUGGCACACGGGGAGCCUUCGGAAUAUCGAGAACGUAUGGAAGGCCGAGCAGAAACAUGAUGCGGAACAGAAGAAGUUGGAGGAGCUCCGCAAGCAGAUCCAGGAGGAAAGAGAACGCGCCGAGUUUCGAGAACUCCAGGAACAAGCCGGACUCGUUCCGAGGCAAGAGAGAUUGGAAUUUUUGUAUGAUUCUGGAUUAGCUGUGGGAAAGAGUAGUGGGUUUAAGGCUCUUGAAUCCUUGCCCACCAAGACCGAUCCUCCUGAUUCAACACCUGCCUCUUCUUCUGCUUCCAAGCAGCCACAAUCAGCGACGCCUGGUGCCUUAUUUGAAGAUAAACCACAAUCUGCCAAUGAUGCUUGGAGGAAACUCCAUUCAGAUCCUUUGCUAUUAAUUCGUCAACGGGAGCAAGAUGCUUUAGCUCGUGUGAAGAACAAUCCAGUACAGAUGGCCAUGAUUAAGAAAUCUGUUGAAGCAAUGAAGCAAAAGGAUAAGAGUCAUGAUGAAAAAGACGGGGAGAAGCUCAGAAAGAAGCAUCAUCAUAAGAAGUCUAAGCAUCACAAAAAGUCAAAGCGCCGUAGUUCAAGUUCAGAUGAAGAUUCAAGUGAUGGGGAAGAACAAGGGAAGAGAGAUAGACAUGGGGAUCGAAAACACAAAGAUAUGCAGACUAGAGAGUCAGAUAAAGAUUCAAGUGAAGGGGAUUACCGAGGGAAGAGAGAUCGACAUAGGGACCGAAACCACAAAGAUAUGCAGACUAGAGAGUCAGAUAAAGAUUCAAGUGAAGGGGAUUACCGAGGGAAGAGAGAUCGACAUAGGGACCGAAAACACAAAGAUAUGCAGACUAGAGGGUCAGAUUUGAAAUCUGACGGAGAGCGUGGUGGUGAUUAUAGACGUAAGAGCAAACAUGAUAGUAAUAAUUACGGGCAGAGAGAAUCUGGUGAUGCAAGGGAGAGAGAACAUAGAGACUUUACACGGAGAGACGCUUCACCAAAGCGUGAAGCAAACAAACGCAGGAAUCCGGUUAGACUUUCUGAAGAAGAGAGAGCUGCCAGGCUGCGGGAGAUGCAGCUAGAUGCUGAGCUGCACGAGGAGCAAAGAUGGAAAAGGCUAAAGAAGGCGGAUGAAAAUGACGCGAAGGAAGCUGUUGGUGCUCACUCAACCGGUGGAAGAAAUUUCCUGGAUGCUGCUCAUAGAAGCAUAUAUGGGGCUGAGAAGGGAGGAAGCACCACCAUAGAAGAGAGUGUGCGGCGCCGAACGCAUUAUUUGCAGGGGAGAUCAGAAGCAACCGAACGCAAUGCCUUUAGGAGGUAGGAAGAUAAUAGUUAUCUCCAGAGUCCUAGAUGUUGGUGUGACAAGUUGAGUGUAAAAUGUAUGAGCAUGAAACCUUUUUAACUUCACAAAAUAUGUACCAUCCAUAAUUCCAUAUUAGUUGUUUAUGAGCAUGAACUCUCUGUAAAAUGUAUUGCCUGCAUUUCAUAAGAACACGGAAUUUAUGAAAGUAUAUGCAUGAUGCCUUCAUAUCUUAUAA